CAUUUCUCCGGUUAACGUUUUCAAUAUGGAUSAGGUCCCGCGCUACUUCGAGACAGAGCCCUCAUCUACAAUCGCAAAGCGAGGGACACGUGAGGUGCUGAUGCGCAAAGCAAGCAGCUCACACAAACGCUUCACCGUCACUUUCACCAUCUCCAUGGCUGGUGAAAUGUUGAAGCCUCACCUUCUUUUCGCGAAGUUGAAGAACAAGCCAGCAGUGGAAGGGUCUGUGGUUGUUGAUGUUAACAUGACGGGGAUGUGGAGUACGGACACAAUCAUCUCAUUCAUCAACGACACAAUAGCAUCAAGGAAAGAGACGACAUUUAGCCGCCAGCCUGUUCUUCUGAUCAUCGAUAGUUAUGGACCUCAUUUGAAGGUGGCUGAGAGUGAAAGGUUGAAGAAGAUGAACAUCCAUGUUUGUAUUGUCCCUCCCAACCUGACGGGUAUUCUUCAGCCUCUUGAUGUUGCUGUGAAUCGGUCUUUCCAGCAAUCUUAUGGACGCCAGUACGAUGCAUACAUCUCCAACGCUUUGGAGAACCCGUCCUUGCAGACCAAGGCGGGCAAUCCGAAGACCCUGACAUACCAGAUGGUUGCAGAUUGGGUUUGCCAGUGGGCAAAAACAAAGACAAAGGAGGAUAUCGCACACGCAUUCGCAACGUGUGGUUUAGUGCGCAAGGAGGAUUUUGAUGUGGAGAAGCUGCACCCGCCACUGAGAGCAUUGUACAAUGAUGUGCUCGAAAUAGAUGACUGGAAUGAUGCGUAUGCGGAAGAGUUUGUUGAGGCACCAGUCCCUGUGAAUGUAGAUUUGCUCACUGCCCCGGAGUACUUCAUUCCUGAGGAUGUGAUUGAUGGUCAUCCAAAUAGUUACUGGCAAUGCCUUCGUCGGGCUGUGUUGGGUAGAGCACCGUCCAUUACUUCUGCAGAGUUCCGGUCCAACAGUGUGGAGCACAUGAAGUCCAUGGAAGUCCUUGCUGACAUCACUGACGAUGCGUACUUUGCUGAUCUUGCGUCGGGUGCGAACUGUGAUGAGGAAUACAUAGCUUAUGCCAUCACUGAGAUCCAUAAUGUGACUAUUCGCAUCCAAAGCGCGGAGGACUCAAGUUACCGGACUUUUGAGCAACCAGACGCUACGACCAUAAUUGACCUUGUGUGUGUCGAUAGUUUCUAUGUGCUGAAGUUGUAGGACAGCUUGGAGCUGGAGCUUCCAAUUAGAAAAUUUGAAAAUUACAGCAGCCAGAGGGCUGCUUGGGUCUGUGGAGAAAAGACCUGCAGGCUCUUCAGCCUGUAAGCUAAACUGGAUGAUGGUUCCAGUAAAAUGGUUUAUUCUGG
Messenger RNA from Chara braunii, 1326 nucleotides. Lineage: Eukaryota; Viridiplantae; Streptophyta; Charophyceae; Charales; Characeae. The record is from the annotation of a GenBank genome assembly.